GCGCGAACAUUUAGUAGUUGGUAGCCUUGUAUUGACUUUUUGAGCCUGAUCCCAACCAAGGAAUCUCAGAGUUUAGAGGAUUGUGAAUUGUCUAGAUACCCAAAACAUCUCGUAAACAGUAUCUCAUAAUGGUUAACUCACUUCCAGUGAAAGUAAACGUUUGUUUACAUUUCCGAAGGAUAUUCACAUCUUCCAGCCUUUAUUUCCAGCAAAUAAUUUAAGCUUCGUAUUCAGUAAUUUGGCGCACAGAACUCGGCACUGACACUAGUCAUCAUGUACAGAUGCGAGAUAAAUAAAGCUAGGACAGCCCAAGAUUGGCAUCAUGAUGCAGCCAUUUUGGCUCGCCUCAUUAAAGAUAAUAAAGGAAGUAUUGUCAUUUAUACUGGUGCUGGCAUUAGCACAUCGGCGUGCAUUCCAGAUUAUAGAGGGACAAACGGUUUGUGGACUGUGCAGUCAAAUCUCAAAACUAGCAUGAAUUCAGGUAUUUAGUUAUGAUCAGGUUUUUAGUUUAGUGCCAUCUGCGGUCGACUUUGACAAAACUGAUCACAAGAAAUGUACAAAAAUGCUAAAACAACAGGAUAAAAUACUCCAAUGUGCAUCACGUAUUAAGACUUCUAAAACGUCGAAAAAUAUCAACUUAAAGUUACGACUUCCAGAAGCGACUACUGCAAAGCCAACAUUCACUCAUAUGGCCAUCAAAGUUUUAGUAGAUGAAGGUUAUGUUCGACAUGUCGUUUCUCAAAAUGUUGAUGGCUUGCAUGUGCGUAGUGGUCUAAAACGUGAGAAACUUUCAGAGCUACAUGGUAAUUUAUUCAUUGAACAAUGCAUCGCUUGUGAAAAUGCUGUUUUUCGAGUUUUCGACGUCGCUGAAACAACUUCUCGUUCACACCAUUUUACUGGACGCAUUUGUCCUCGGUGUCGUAAUUCACACCCUGUUGAAAGUACAAUAGCUGGUAAUAUACUAAAGAAAACAGCUGAACAGUUGGCAGUAUCUAAAUACAAGACGAAUGUAUCAAACGAAAAUCUAAUGUUAAGUUACCGACAUGCUGCAAAAAAAUUAGUCAGGUCUUUCGAAAGUGUACGUCUUAAAGCGAUGGAACAUUUACGUAAUACUCAAAAUUCUGAGAUUUUAACUGAUUCAGUUCUUAAGAAAGCACCUUUGUUAAGAGAUGUUGUUGUUCAUUUUUUUGAACGACAACCAGAGAUGGGGUUAGUAGAAAUAUAUCGUAUUCAACCAGCGAUCGAAGCUGUGCACGGCCGUAAGGUACUUCAAGAUGCUGUUAAUGCUUCUACGAAAGACCCUAAGCCUUUGGUUCACGGAUGCAAACGUCCUAAUGAAGAGUCGACAAAAUAUCUUAUUGAAUCUUCAUGGUUUAAAAGAAUGCGUCCUGCGAUAAAAAUAGAAUGCCAGGAUUUUCAUAAAGCAUCAGAAGCAGUCGAUGUAAAACCUAUUUAUACGGAUUCUCUAGAUACACCUGCCAAGUUAAUAGUUGUUGUUGGUUCAUCUUUAACUGUUUUGCGUAAUUACUCAUUUUUGUGGCCUCACGGCCUUGGAAGGUGCAGUCAGCCAGGUUCAUUGAGCAAAUCUCAAAAGAAACUAACAGGUGCUAGUUCUAUAUCCAGACGGACUUCAAUUCCUAAUACUCCUGGAGAUUGUCAGUUGGUUAUCGUCAAUUUACAACCCACAUGCAAGGAUGGAGUUGCUGACUUGGUGAUUCGUGUUCCUUGUGAUGAACUAUUCCGCGUUAUCAUGUCAGAUCACUUGAAAAUAGAUGUUCCACAAUAUGAUCACAAGCAUGAUCCUCUUUAUUCAAUUGGUCUCCCUCUAUCUCCAGAAGAAGAAUGCACACGUACUCGUUUGAAUAUCCCAUUCUAUUCUCUAUAAUAUUGUCUCAAGUUUUAUUACUCUUUGGUGUACAGUUUCAUCUGAUUUAGGUGUGGUUGUUGAUUAUUGUUUAAUCCUUUAUGUGUAUAAAAAACAUUUAUCCUUUGUACGCAUAACAAGAACCAGUACCUUUGUAAAUAAUAAGCUACAUUCCCACAAAUAAAAUACCUCAAUAGAAUUUCAUCGUGUCACAGCUUUUUGCCCUCGAAUCGGAAAGUAAUUCGUAAUGUCAGUCAAUCAAUGUCUAGAUACGAAGAAG
This is a messenger RNA of Schistosoma turkestanicum, 2144 nucleotides long. NCBI's taxonomy places the organism in Eukaryota, Metazoa, Platyhelminthes, Trematoda, Strigeidida, Schistosomatidae. The record is from the annotation of a GenBank genome assembly.